AUGAUAAACGAAUCCCAAGAUGCAAAUCUGUUUCAGGAACCAUGUCCAGAAGGAACUUAUACUGAUAUAUUGGGAACACCAGAUUUAGCCAGCUGUAAAUCAUGUCCACCAACCAAAUAUUGUCCUCAAGCUACAGAUAUUCCAAUUGAUUGUCCCCUCGGAUACUACUGUCCACCCGGAACAGCCGCUUUGAAUCAAUAUCCAUGUCCAGCUGGAACCUACUCCAACCAAACUACCAGGACAAACAUUAACGACUGUCUAUCAUGUCCAGGUGGUUACUGUCCUGAAGGAAGCUCGGUACCCUUAUUAUGUCAAGCUGGAUACUAUUUAAACAGUACUGGAAAUAGUGAUGUUUCUCACUGUAUUACAUGUACAUCUGGAAUGUAUUGUGCUGGUAGUGGAAACACUAUACCGGAUGGACCCUAUACACCACAGCCAGUAGAAUACAACUGUACAUUAGGACAUUAUUGUCCUUCUGGAAGUACUUCACCAAUACGAUGUAAUAGCGGAAGCUACCAAGAUGAAAUAGGACAGUGGACUUGUAAAGCCUGUCCAGCUGGUUACUAUUGUGACAACACGAUGAGUCCUGUUGUGUUGUACAAUGACUCUUCUUGUCCAACUGGAUUCUACUGCCCAGAGAAUACCACAAGAAAUGGUGUGACCGGGAAUAUUUGUCCCCCGGGUUAUUACUGUGAAAGUGGAUCGCCUUAUCCAACUCCAUGUCAACCAGGAACAUACAGUCCAAGUGAAGGAAAUACAGCUGUGUCUGACUGCUUGCCAUGUUCAUUCGGUGAAUAUUGUGGAAGCUAUAAUCUCACACAGUCCACAGGUAAGUUGAACUCAAAUGUCAAAUCAUAUCAACAUAUCUAUAGCUGCAACUUUUUGUCAUGUCACCAUGCUGAAUGA
Lottia gigantea (owl limpet) is the source of this 906-nucleotide messenger RNA. RefSeq lists its product as hypothetical. Lineage: Eukaryota; Metazoa; Mollusca; Gastropoda; Lottiidae. The transcript is spliced from 5 exons. The coding region runs from base 1 to 906 and encodes 301 amino acids. The record is from RefSeq and is a predicted model, not a curated record.